Miscanthus lutarioriparius is the source of this 2301-nucleotide messenger RNA. The record is from the annotation of a GenBank genome assembly. Lineage: Eukaryota; Viridiplantae; Streptophyta; Magnoliopsida; Poales; Poaceae.
AUGCAGAAUCCCAGCGGAACCAUCCUCCAGCUCUACCACGCGGGCCGGCUUUCCGCCGCGCUCCGGGCCUUCGAGUCGCUCCCCUCCUCGCCCGCAUCCGCAUCCGCCCCCGACCGUCUCUCCCCCGCUGCCUAUGCCGCGCUCGUCGCGGCCUGCUCCCGCCUCCGCUCCCUCCCGCAGGGGCGCCUUGUCCACCGUCACCUCCUUGCCUCCUCCGCUAGGGACCCAUACCUCGCUCACAACACCAUUCUCAGCAACCACCUCAUCACCAUGUACGGCCGCUGCGCCGCUCCAGACUCUGCCCGCGUGGUGUUCGACGGGAUGCUCGACAGGAACCCCGUCUCCUGGGCCGCCGUUAUCGCGGCGCAUGCGCAGAACAGCCGUUGCGCCGACGCCAUGGGCCUCUUCUCCUCCAUGCUGCGGUCAGGGACCAUGCCCGACCAGUUUGCACUUGGCAGUGCGGUCCGCGCGUGCGCGGAGCUUGGGGACUUGGGCCUAGGGAGGCAGGUGCAUGCGCAGGCCAUAAAAUCGGAGAACGGAAGUGACCUGAUCGUGCAGAACGCACUCGUCACCAUGUACUCCAAGUGCGGCUCAGUUGGGGAUGGAUUCGUGCUCUUUGAGAGGAUUAGGGACAAAGAUUUGAUCUCAUGGGGGUCAAUUAUUGCCGGGCUUGCACAGCAAGGUUGUGGAAUGGACGCACUACAAAUUUUCAGGGAGAUGAUUGCUGAGGGCAUGCAUCACCCCAACGAGUUCCAUUUUGGGAGCGUCUUUAGGGCCUGCUCUGUUGUUGUUAACAGUUUGGAGUAUGGGGAGCAGAUUCAUGGUUUAUCUGUCAAGUAUAUGUUGGACCGCGAUUCAUAUGCAGGUUGCUCAUUAAGUGACAUGUAUGCCCGUUGCAAUAAGCUUGACUCGGCAAGGAAGGUGUUUUACAGAAUUGAGUCACCUGAUUUGGUUUCUUGGAAUUCCUUAAUAAAUGCUUUCUCUGCUGAGGGGCUCCUUAGUGAGGCUAUGGUCCUGUUCUCUGAGAUGAGAGAUUCUGGUCUGAGGCCUGAUGGUAUCACUGUUAUGGCUUUGUUAUGUGCGUGUGUUGGCUGUGAUGCUUUACAUCAAGGUAGAUCCAUCCACUCGUACUUGGUCAAAUUAGGUUUAGGCGGGGAUGUUAUGGUGUGCAAUUCUUUACUCAGCAUGUAUGCAAGGUGUUUGGAUUUCCCCUCUGCAAUGGAUGUCUUUCACGAGACACAUGAUCGUGAUGUUGUCACCUGGAACAGCAUUCUUACUGCUUGUGUGCAGCACCAGCAUCUGGAAGAUGUAUUUAAAUUAUUCAGCCUCUUGCACAGAUCAAUGCCAAGUCUGGAUAGGAUCAGUCUAAACAAUGUUUUGAGUGCUUCUGCUGAGCUGGGUUACUUUGAAAUGGUCAAACAGGUUCAUGCAUAUGCCUUCAAGGUUGGACUGGUGGGUGAUGCAAUGCUAAGUAAUGGUCUGAUUGACACUUAUGCUAAAUGUGGAAGUUUAGAUGAUGCCAACAAGCUCUUUGAAAUAAUGGGCACCAGCCGUGAUGUAUUCUCUUGGAGCAGCUUGAUUGUUGGUUAUGCCCAAUUUGGUUAUGCAAAGGAAGCACUUGAUUUAUUUGCCAGGAUGAGAAACCUUGGAGUCAAGCCAAAUCAUGUAACCUUUGUUGGUGUCCUCACAGCAUGCAGUCGUGUAGGACUUGUUGAUGAAGGCUGCUAUUACUACAGUAUUAUGGAACCUGAAUAUGGCAUUGUCCCAACGAGAGAGCAUUGCUCAUGUGUCCUUGAUUUGUUGGCACGUGCUGGGAGACUAAGUGAGGCGGCAAAGUUUGUUGAUCAAAUGCCAUUUGAACCUGAUAUUAUAAUGUGGAAGACUCUGCUAGCCGCUAGCAGAACACAUAAUGAUGUCAAGAUGGGGAAGAGGGCAGCAGAAGGUGUUUUAAAUAUUGAUCCUUCUCAUUCAGCAGCCUAUGUCCUUUUGUGCAACAUAUAUGCUUCAUCUGGCAAUUGGAAUGAGUUUGCAAGAUUGAAGAAGGAUAUGAGAACCAGCGGAGUCCAGAAAUCACCUGGGAAGAGUUGGAUUAAACUCAAGGGCGAGCUGAAAGUCUUUAUUGUGGAAGACAGAUCGCACCCAGAGUCUGAUGAAAUGUACACAAUGCUGGAGCUAAUUGGAUUGGAAAUGGUAAAAGCGGGUUAUAUCCCAGAACUUUCAUGUCACUCAUGUAAAUAUGUUAGUUCUGACCACACAUAUUAUGAUUUGCUGAGCGAAGAAAUGUUAGCUGAAUAUGGUUGA